AUGGAGACUAUACGACUACGAUAUUUACCCUUGAGUUUGUUCACUGUACUAUCCUUACUUACCAGUAUCUUUACUGUGUGCAUUAUAAAUCAUUCAUGGGAUAUUUUACUACAUCGAAAAGGGGAUUAUCCUAUGGGUCCUUUAAUAUAUGAAGAAUUAGAAAGAGCUUUGAGUACAGAUUUCAUGUAUGUGAUUGAAUUAAAUCGAAGCGAUUAUGACCAUCAUCAUCAUCAUCGUCAGUUAUUGAUACGUGUCACACCGUUGAAUGGUGAUCCAGAUUUAUUUGUCCUACAAUCGGAUCAUGUUCAACAAUGGAUUAUAAAGAAUAAUUUAACAAUAAAUCAACAAGGUCUUAUUCAUACUACUCAAAUGGAUACUUUGAGUAGUCUGAUCAAUAUGCCUGUAAUUAAACAGUCAACAAGUAUCGGCAUUGAAGAGGUGUAUAUACCAGAUGAAUUUACUUUCAAUGUACAAAAACUCAAUGAAAUGAAUGAUGCUACUACUAAUAUUGCUACAAAAAAUCAUCAUACUACUGAAAUACCUCCAAUAAUGUUAGUAGUAGCUUGUGCUAAUUUGAAUAGUUUAGAACAAUGUACAUUUAAUAUACAAAUAUAUAACGUGAAAUCUGCAUUUAUUUCAUAUCAUGAAAGUCAAAUGGCUGCAAAUAUCAAUACACUGUCGUAUGAAGAAUUCACAAUGAAGUUGAAUCAUUUCAAUCAUGAUUAUGAUCACGAUCAAUUUGAUUAUGAAAAGUUGUCAUCAUCUGCACAUCGUCAACAUCAUCAUGAUGAUGGUGAUGGUGAUGGUGAUGGUGAUGGUGAUGGUAAUGAAGCAGCAAAUGACGGUGAAAUGAAACGUGAAUUGCCUAAACUGAUGCUAAAAAAUUUUGUUUAUUUAGGAUUAGAAUUAUUUGCACCAAUAUUUGAUAUACUGGUUGAAGCUUUAUUAAAUUUUGUAUAG
Molecule: messenger RNA, 960 nt
Organism: Trichobilharzia szidati
Lineage: Eukaryota; Metazoa; Platyhelminthes; Trematoda; Strigeidida; Schistosomatidae
Source: the annotation of a GenBank genome assembly